Molecule: messenger RNA, 1173 nt
Organism: Solanum verrucosum
Lineage: Eukaryota; Viridiplantae; Streptophyta; Magnoliopsida; Solanales; Solanaceae
Product: aspartyl protease family protein 2-like
Exons: 2
Coding region: 1-1173 (390 amino acids)
Biological process (GO): proteolysis
Molecular function (GO): aspartic-type endopeptidase activity
Source: RefSeq, a predicted model, not a curated record
AUGGAAGCUAGAAAAAGAUUUAUGUCUAUUGAUCCAACUAAGAUUCCAGAUCCUCCAAUGCCAUCCUAUACUUUUGCACUUUACAAUCGCGGUUUAUUUGAAAAGUCAAAGUUCAAAGACUAUGACUCAUUACUUGAAAAUAGGCUUGCUCGUUCUCAAGCUAGAGCGAAGAAUUUGGCUAUGAUUCUCGAGAACAGUAACAUGAUUGGUGAGAAUGGAACUCGGACAAGGCCACAAGGAGCACAUAAGAGUAAAAGGGACAACGGAAAUGUUCCGAAAACAACAAGUCUACAAUUCGCAGAUGGUGAGUAUGUAGCAUCUUUUAUUCUUGGUACUGAUCAACAAACUACAAGGCACUUGCUAAUAGACACAGGCAGUGAUUUAGUUUGGUGGCAAUGUGGGCCAUGUGCAGAAAAUAAGUGUUAUGAACAAAAAACUGAACCUUUAUAUGAUUUAUUUAAGUCAAAAACAUAUCGAAAACUCGAUUGUGUUGCAGAAAGUAGAAAUUGUGUAUUCAAGUCCAAGGUUAUUGACUGUAUUCCGCAAGGUAAUACGUGUAUCUAUGAUUACAAAUACGGGGAUGGAUCAAGAACAAGAGGUUGGAUUGCAAAAGAUGUGAUUACUUUUGUUUUAGACCAAAAUCAGGUAAGCAUUCUUUUUGGAUGUGGCAGAGAUCAAACGAGUGGAUCAGCUUUUAGUCGUGAAUUUUCUGGAAUUGCUGGCCUCGGACGAAGAGAAGUCCCAUGGUUCCCAUCACUGUCGCGGAAUUUUGGAAAUGACAUGACCGGUAGUUGCUUCGUGGAUACAGGAGUAACUGUCACCAGUUUCCCUCAAGAUUUUUAUACAGUAUUCCGUGAUACAUUCAGAAAGGAAGUAAAUAUUCCUGUGUAUGAUGCUCCACUUGGAAAUUUUGACACUUGCUAUAUGGUGGAUCCAGGUGUGGUACCAACUUUCCCCGUUGUGAAGAUGUACUUCGGUCAACAAAACCCAGAAAAUUUGUUGUUACUAGAACAAAAACGAGUCGUGGUUCAUGAGAGGGGGCUAUUCUGUAUGGCUUUUACGAAAUGGGACCAACCCCUCGCAAUUAUAGGAAGUUAUCAACUCCAAGGUAUAGGAUUAACUUUUGAUACAGCAACAGAAACUUUGUCUUUUGAAUUAGAUGCAUGUAGUUAA